AAUAGCAGUAAACAACGUAAACAGUCAUUCACAGAUUAAACCAUCAAACAGUAGGAAAUCAUACAAAAUAAAAAAAAAACUUUCACCUAUACUCAUUCAUUGAUGCGCAAUCAGCCUUGAGUGAGUAGUCGUGUCACAGCAAAAUCGAGAACGAGCGUGUUAUCAAACCAGGCAAUAUCCCAGGGAGGAUUUUCAGAAAAAUUGCCUCAGAACGAUAGACGUAACAAGCUCCCGACCAGAUCAACGACGGGUAGUGCAAGUUUGAUCUUAAAGCAAAGUAGAACGAAAAAUACGUCGCCAACGAAAGUGAGUGCGGUGUAGUCUCGUUGGUCGUGCAGCUGCUGCAAGUCAUAGUGCCACAGUUCGUGAAAAAGAAAACCCAAGAAGGCAAAUUUGUCUGGGGAAAAGAUAGAAGAUGUAUCGUCGGACUUUGACCGUUUCAUAUUCUCCAUUCCGGAACAACUACGUAACACUUCCGGACAACUAUUAUCGGAUGCUGUCAAGCUACAAAAACGGCUGUUUGAGCAUAACGCGCGGUAUCGACAGCUACUUCAUGUCAUGGUCCCCAUUCGGAGGUGGCGGCUAUCAGGACAAUCGAAUCGGAAUCAAUGCACAGGUGGCCACCUCAAUGGGACUGAAGGAAGGCGAUGUCGUUAAUGUGGCCAUGAUCAUCGAGGCACGGUCACUGAAAUCGGUUGAGGUGACGGCGGCCAGCGAGAAAGACUGGGAGAUGCUGAAAGUUAGUAGCAGUCGAAUUCAAUCGAUCAUGCUGGACCAGACGAGGAUAGUGACAAAAGGACAACACUUGAUAGUGUGGAUUAACGAUUCCAUCAGCAUCAAGAUCAAAAUAAAAUUUACCAUCCCUCCUCUCCCAUAUGGUCGUCUCGAAAACGACACCGAAUUGGUUGUAGAGCCGUACAAAACAUCUCCACUGAAAAAGGAUUCACAAGCCGUGCCAGGAGCAUUAGUGCGCAGCAAUACAAAUUUGAACAUAGCGGAGCUCGUUCGAAUACGGAACCAACAACGGAACAAAUCGAACGGUCACGAAAAUGGAGACACGCUGAUGAAUUCGGUUGGUUUGCUCAGUUCGACUUUGGCAGCUCCCACUACUGACCUCGUUAAGAAGCGGCCGACCACGUGGCACAAAAACAAUUCUCUUGAAAAUGGCAAAGAAAACCACUUGAACGAGAAACCUAAAGAAAAUGGCAUUUUGAAACGGAGCUCUACCCACGGAAAUGGCGUGUUAUCAAACGCUCAAACUGCCCUUCGGAACUCACUAUUCGAAAGCGAUCUCGACAGACACUUGACCAAGCUUCAUAGCAGUAAAUCGAUGGCGAGCUUCAUUAACGAACAGCCUUCCGUUGUCACCGAUGAACAACCCAAAACUCCCACGGUUUCCAAAUUUAAAAACAAAUCGCAAUAUUUGGACGAUCUGGUUGCCACCCUCGCUAGGGAAGCUCCCAAAACCUACGAAUUUCGUGUUCUCCGAGGUGUGUGGAACUGUCGGCGAAACAAUUCGCAAAUCUGUGACAUCUACAUCACCAAGGAGAACAUCCCCGCCGGAAUGGAUAUCAACUUGCCGUUUCUGCUGACCACCAACGACGAUCGGGAGUACUUUGUGAGCGUUCGGCUCACAUCCGAUGGGGAGCGGUUCCCCAAGAAUGCCUAUCCAACGGUGGAAAUAAAUCAGAAGUUGAUGGAUCAGCUGGAAAUCCAUCACGGGGAGAAGAUUACUCUUCGAGCGAAACAGAACGCGCUCAAUAUUGUGGACAUGAUCGAGCUGGUUCCGGCGACUAAGGUGGCGGCGAAGAUCGAAAGUGAUAUCGUGGAAAAGUUCAAAGAAUUCAUUUUGUUCAACUCGAAAGUGCAUCCGGUGCUGUUGAAUCAGGGGCAAGUCUUUCGACUUCCGGAGUACUUCUUGACGGUGAAAUUGCAGCCGGGGAAUUUGAAGUAUUGUUUGGUGAACGCGGUAAUUUUGCGGCAGAGUAAGAUAGUGUGUUCGGGAGAAGUGAAAGACCUAAACGGAGUGAUUCCAGUUGAGGAAGAUGAGAAGAAAACGAAGCCGGGGCUGGGUGAGGUUGAGCAAAAGCAGGUGAAAAUUGGAAAGUUCCAGAAGAUAGUGGAUGACUGUGUGGAUCAGCUGAAGUUGAAACUGUGCCUUGAUGAGAGGAGCACUGUGAGGAAAAGCUACAAUGUGAUUGUUGCAGGUUCCAAUCAGAGUGGCAAACGAACCAUUAUCCAAACGGUGCUUCGUCGGCUAAAUGAAGCGCCAUAUCAUUGCUACACAAACACCUUCCAUUGCUCUAAACACAAAGGCCGUAAACCGGACUCGAUACAGAAGGAUCUUCGCCACGCUUUCUACAUGUGUAUGUUCCACAGCCCGGCGGUGCUGUACUUGGAAGGGCUAGACGUCCUAACGCACAACCCCGGUGAUCAGAACACCCAAGACGCCGAGUACCACAACAAAGUGUCAGAUGUGGUGCGCAAACAGAUCGAGGAGUUUACCAGUGCCAAUCCGAUCUCGGUGAUCGCCUCAGUCGGCAGCGUUGCCAACCUCAACCGGAGGCUGUACGCUUCACGGGGAUCUCACCUGUUCCACAACCUGCAGAAGGUUCCAAAUCUUGACAAGACUGAUAGGGAAAUUGUGAUCAAAAGUUUGUUCGUUAACAAGCGGUGCAAACUGGAGAAGAAGAUCAACUGGAAGAAGUUGGCCAACUCGACUGAAGGAUAUUCGGUUGGCAGUUUGGUACAGAUGGUUGAUCGUGCCGUAUUUUACGCGUUUAAAAAAAAUUUUAAAUCUCCAUUAGUGACGGAAGAAAUGAUUGGAAGUGCCUUGGAUGUUACAAACGAGUAUUGUUUGCAAGGAAUAGAAAAUCGUUCGAGUAACCUGGAUGACGAGGACGAUGUUCCGGGGGAUCAAAUUCCAGGCCUGGAAAAUGCCAUCGAUGUCUUCCAGGAGGUGUUGAUGUGGCCGACUAAGUUCCCGAAAAUCUUCGAGUGUUCACCGCUACGGAAUCAGGCCGGAAUAUUACUAUUCGGUCCUCCCGGCACUGGAAAGACUUAUUUAGUUUCUAAGCUGGCGAAAACCUGGAACCUUCGGAUGAUAUCGGUAAAAGGUCCAGAAUUGUUGGCGAAAUACAUCGGGCAGAGUGAGGAGAAUGUGCGCAAUUUGUUCGACCGAGCACGAAGUGCCAAACCAUGUGUUCUAUUUUUCGAUGAGUUUGACAGUUUAGCACCCCGAAGGGGUCACGACUCAACGGGAGUAACGGACCGUGUGGUGAAUCAAUUGCUCACCGAACUGGACGGCGUGGAAGGCCUUCAAGGAGUGACGGUGAUCGGAGCCACUUCGAGACCAGAACUCCUCGAUCCAGCAUUGCUACGAUCCGGUCGAAUUGAUCGAUUAGUCGAGUGCAGUUUACCAGAUGAAAAAUCACGUCACGAGAUUUUCAAAAACCUGAGUCACUCGUUGGACCUUGCCGCUGAUGUGCAACUUCCAUAUUUCGCCAAGAAAUCCAAUACUUAUACCGGAGCAGACAUCCAAUCCAUUCUGACGUCGGCUAAUAUGCUUGCCGUUCAGGAGUGCCUUACCAGUGCCGUAGACGAUGAGCAUGUUCCCGAGAAGAUAACGAUUAGCCAGCGACAUUUAUUGGAAGCCUUUGCCAGCACCCGCCCGUCAUUGAGCCCACAGGACGUGCAGAAAUACAAGGACACAUACGCUCGGUUCACAAAUAAAGAACCUCCGUCGAGAGAUUUUGUUGCUAAGCGGGCCACCCUUGCAUAGGAAGGGUUCUCUUAACACAAAAACACAUUCGCUGAGCAGGUUUGGGGCGAAUGGGCACGACUUCUGAUUGGUUGUUAUAGGUUGGUAAGUUGGUUUCUAUUUUGGUACAGGGCUUUUAGCAAUGCAGUUAUUGUGGUUUUUUCAUAAAAGACAUGCAAUUAUUUUAUAUUAUAAA
This is a messenger RNA of Armigeres subalbatus, 3956 nucleotides long. RefSeq names its product peroxisomal ATPase PEX1 (gene Pex1). Bases 416 to 3781 code for a protein of 1121 amino acids. The transcript has 11 exons. The record is from RefSeq and is a predicted model, not a curated record. Gene Ontology annotation, cellular component: peroxisome; peroxisomal membrane; cytosol. Gene Ontology annotation, molecular function: ATP hydrolysis activity; ATP binding. Lineage: Eukaryota; Metazoa; Arthropoda; Insecta; Diptera; Culicidae. Gene Ontology annotation, biological process: protein import into peroxisome matrix.